AUGGCGCCCCCAGAGCCGAGAAACAACUUCGAGCGCGCCGCUCCUACCGUCUACUACAACAUGAAGACCUCAAGACCACCUCCCAUCACCUCAAAAUCGCACUCGUCACAACCAUAUCCCUCGGCCAGCUCCUCCCACGCACGGUCACAAUCCAGCAGCCACUCGAGGACCUCGACCAAGUCCUCGUCACCCAUGGCUUCGCCUCGCGGUCCUCUGUCGGUCGCCGCCUCACACCCACCAAAGCUUUCUCCGUCAGCCGCUCCUAGAAGCCUCUUAUCCACACCCCUGGGACAGGCACAUGGUCAAGAUGCGAGGACCCCUUCCCCCAACUAUUUUGGACAGCAGGCCGAGUCCAUCGACGCGAUGGAAACAGGCGGGGCUGCUCAAGACAGAUGGAGCCCCUCGACGUCAUCGGUGAAGAGCUUUGGCGCCGCCUUACCGAAGCAGGUGCCUCUCGAUGCCAACCCGGAUUUCGAGGCUUUUAGGAAGCAAGCAGAUGCAAAUAGGGGGAGGUCGUCAUUCAGCCUGGGAUCUUCUCACUUUGGCGGCACCACACCCCUCACACUUGCAUCGGGACCGCCAGCAUCAAGGCCGCGUCCUCCACGAUGGCACACCCAUGGUACCGAUACCACCACGACGCCGGGGCUCACACGCUCGUCCAGUCAUACCACCGACAUACCAAGGUUGAAGGAAGCGAUUCCAGAGAAGAUGGACGUGGAUAAUGCAAGCGUCAGCACACACGACUCCGCAUAUGUUUCUGCUGAUUCAAAGCGCAACUCAGAAGCGAGCGUCAACCAGCCGAGCUUCUUCAACCUGCCAAGACACGAGUCGCCAGCGCAGUUUGAUUCAUCUUUCGAUAAGAGGGGCGGGCUGUCAAAUGUGGACGAUCGUCACCCAAGGUUGUCACUGGCUCAUGACAAGGUCGAGCCGCCGUCGCCGAAUCCAGUCUCGAACCUGAAGGCUCGAUCGGACACCGUGCCUGCUACGUUGGAUGCGACCGGGCCGUCUAUGAUCUCACCGACGCAACUGAAAGAAAUGUUGGAUUCUCCAUCGAAGAAUGAAGUACUGCUCCUGGAUCUCCGAGUGUCUCCACAAUACGCCCAGUCUCGCAUCAAAGGCGCGUUGAAUUUGUGCAUCCCAACGACGCUGCUGAAGCGCGCCACCUUCAAUCUUCACAAGCUUCAACAGACCUUUCAAGGCAAUUCAGACCAAGAGAAGUUCGCGAAGUGGCGAGACACGAAACAUCUGGUGGUGUAUGACGCCUUCUCGUCCGAAAAGAAGGAUGCCGUCUCCGCCAUGAACACGAUCAAGAAGUUCACUAACGAGGGCUACACUGGUCAAUGCUCGGUCUUGAGGGGCGGCUUCAACGCUUUCGCGGCAUCCUAUCCGGCCCUCAUUGAGAAGGGUAACACCUCAGAGCAGUCCCCUGGCCGGCCGACACUGUCAUUACCUGGCGCCAGCGGCUCAAGUAACAGCGGAACAAGACCAAGUAUUGCGCCUGUUGUCGGCGGAGUAAUGCUUCCCAAUACGACUAGCGCGGCGAAUCCCUUUUUCGCCAACAUUCGACAGAACCAAGACCUGGUUGACGGCGUCGGGCAGAUGGAUGUGAAGGUGCCGCAGGGGACAGAGAUGGACGCACUUCCGGGAUGGUUGCGUGAGGCUGCAACUCCAUCAGACAAGGGCAAAAAGGUCAGCGACAAGUUUCUGAAGAUUGAGCUCGCCGAGCAAUCACGUAUGAAGGGUGCCUAUUCCUACCUCAACCCCGGGACAGCUGUCGGUGCCGGAGGAGAAGCAGAGGAGAAAGUCGUAUUGAGCGGUAUUGAAAAGGGCGGCAAGAACCGGUACAAAGACAUACUACCGUUCGAGCAUGCUCGGGUUAAACUGCAGGGCAAGCCAGAAGGCGCCUGCGACUAUGUAAACGCCAGUCACAUCAAGGCCUCCAGAAGCCACAAGAGGUAUAUCGCCAGCCAGGGUCCACUGCCGGCAACCUUCGAGGACUUCUGGUCCGUGAUCUGGGACCAAGACGUUCGUGUGAUUGUGAUGCUCACAGCAGAAUCCGAGGGUGGUCAACUCAAAUGUCAUCCGUACUGGAAAGACCGUGAAUUCGGGUCCAUCAAGCUACGCGCGUUAUCUGAGAAGAAAGUGUCGCUUGACAUUGACAAGAACAGCUCACAACCUACCACGUCGACCGAUUCUAGCGACUCAAGUUCUUCCUCCAGCACAGCACAGCCAGACGAUGCCUUCGGCUUCGGUGCUGCAGCAGCUGAAAUGGGCCGGCGAAGAGCGAACACCACGACGACUUUGGAUGCCAGCCCACAACAGGGGCAAGCCAAGUCGGCCGCCAACCCUCCAAACCAUGGCGAGACUCCAUACGUGAUCAUUCGGAAGUUCGCUCUGUCCCACUCUGCUCAUCCCUUUGCCCCCAUGCGCGAGAUUACCCAUCUGCACUACCCUUCCUGGCCCGAUUUUGGUGCGCCUGCUCAGCCGAGCCACCUCCUGGCGCUUGUCGACCUCGCAAACGUGAUGCAACGGGCGGCACUGCCUGUUGAUGUGACCACCACACUAGCCACGGCCAAGAGCCCUCGACAAUCUGAAUCGUCGACACAAGGGAAACCCGCACGCAGUCCAAAGAAACGAACACGUGCUCAAAGUGGGAUGCCUCUCGCCUGGUGGGAAGAGCCCGAGGCGGACCAAAACGCGCGUCCGAUGCUUGUACACUGCUCGGCGGGCUGUGGACGCACUGGUACCUUCUGUACUGUCGACAGCGUGAUCGACAUGCUCAAGCGUCAAAGGAUGCGCAACAUCAAGAGGGCUAACGCCAAUAUCGAGAAGAAGGUUCGCGCGCACAAGCUGCAACCUCCCCCGCAGGUUCCGCAAGACCAAGAGGGAGAUGUUGCCAUGGCUGGUCUCUCUUUCAACUCGCUCCAAACCGCAUUCAGCGACCGAACCGAACGGCGGGACCCUUUCGACGACGCCAUCAGCCCUGGCACCGCUGCACCGCCGAAGUCGCCUGCGUUCCCUGAUGUAACCAUGGCCUCGCCCUCUCCCGCUCGGUCCAACUCUCCGUCCGACAGCGAAGACGACUAUGGCAAUAUCGACAGGUCUUGGAUUGAUGAUGACACUAUGGAUCUUAUUGCGGCCACUGUCACUGACUUCCGGGGCCAGCGCCUGUCGAUGGUGCAAACGCUGCGCCAGUUUGUCCUCUGUUACGAGACGGUUGUCGAAUGGGUUUGGAGACUUCAAGAGCGCGGUGGCCCUGCUGGGUCCGUCGUCGGCGCACCCGGGACGGGGGCCGGUGGGACGGCCGCGAUGCGGGCUAGGGGCCGCAGCGGCACCGUGGCCCAUGUGGGACAUUCGAAAUAG
Molecule: messenger RNA, 3363 nt
Organism: Diaporthe citri
Lineage: Eukaryota; Fungi; Ascomycota; Sordariomycetes; Diaporthales; Diaporthaceae
Exons: 2
Coding region: 1-3363 (1120 amino acids)
Biological process (GO): protein dephosphorylation
Molecular function (GO): protein tyrosine phosphatase activity
Source: RefSeq, a predicted model, not a curated record